Molecule: messenger RNA, 2496 nt
Organism: Arctia plantaginis
Lineage: Eukaryota; Metazoa; Arthropoda; Insecta; Lepidoptera; Erebidae
Source: the annotation of a GenBank genome assembly
AUGGGUAACGCUGACACAAAAUUGAAUUUUAGGAAAGCUGUGGUACAACUUACCUCUAAAACUCAACCUAUUGAAUCAUCGGACGACAGUUUCUGGGAUCAAUUUUGGUCUGAAAGUGUAACAAAUGUGCAAGAUGUUUUUGCGCUGGUGCCAGGUGCUGAGAUCCGCGCUUUACGUGAGGAGUCACCGAAUAAUUUAGCGACCCUUGUGUACAAAGCUGUUGAAAAGUUAGUGAAGAUGGUCGAUAGCAGUUGCAGAACCCAGAGAGAGCAACAGACAGCACUCAACUGCGCUCGACUGCUAACAAGAGUUUUGCCAUAUAUGUUGGAAGAACCUGAAUGGCAUGGUUUCUUCUGGUCAUCGUUACCAGCUGCAGGUGAAAAUGAGUCUGUGCCGUUAGCUCAGUCGCUCAUCAAUGCAGUUUGUGACCUCCUUUUCUGCCCGGACUUCACAGUGGCCAGCACGAAGCGCUCGGGGCCUGAGCGUGCUGAAGAACUAUCAUCUCUGGAUAGCUGCGAGUACAUCUGGGCAGGUGGCGUGGGGUUCGCCCGCACCCCGCCUCGGGUCUCGACGCAUGAGGCUGCGAGGACAGAGCUGCUGCGUCUCAUGCUGACGUGCUUCAGUGAGACGAUAUACAAGCCCACCUCACACGCAGCUACGCAUCAUAAUAAAUGGAUCGCAUACUUGACAAGCCCAGAGAACCGUCACGCCUUGCCCCUGUUCACUUCGCUGUUGAACACGGUAUGUUCCUAUGACCCCGUCGGUCUUGGACUGCCGUACAACCAUCUACUCUUCGCUGAUACGGUGGAGCCGCUCGUCGAAGUAGCGUUACAAGUACUCAUAGUGACACUCGACCAUGACACCAGUAAUGCGGUCAACGAAGAUUCCGAGGAAACUCUUCCGGACAACCUUUUCAUCAACUACCUCUCUAGAAUCCAUCGAGAUGAGGAUUUCCAGUUCAUCCUACGAGGAGUCACGCGACUAUUGAACAAUCCUUUGGCGCAGACGUAUCUCCCCAACUCGUCCAAAAAGGUUAACUUGCAUCAGGAACUGCUGGUACUGUUCUGGAAGAUGUGUGAUUAUAACAAGAAAUUUAUGUACUACGUGUUGAAGAGUAGCGACGUUUUGGAGGUGUUGGUGCCUAUUCUUUAUCACCUCAAUGACUCGCGCGCUGAUCAGUCUCGAGUAGGUUUAAUGCACAUCGGGGUGUUCAUAUUGCUGUUGCUAUCCGGGGAACGCAACCUGGGCGUGCGGCUCAACAAGCCGUACACAGCCACUGUGCCUAUGGACAUACCGGUGUUCACCGGUAGCCACGCUGAUUUGUUGGUCGUCGUGUUCCACAAGAUCAUCACUACUGGACAUCAGAGAUUGCAGCCGCUGUUUGAUUGUUUGCUCACCAUAUUGGUGAACGUAUCACCGUACCUGAAAACAUUGUCGAUGGUGGCUUCGACCAAACUACUUCACUUGCUGGAGGCGUUCAGCACACCAUGGUUCCUGUUCUCCCAAGCCCAUCACCAUCACUUAGUGUUCUUUCUGUUGGAGAUGUUCAAUAACAUGAUACAAUAUCAGUUUGAUGGUAACUCGAACCUGGUGUACACGAUAAUCCGCAAGCGCGCCGUGUUCCACAACCUGGCCAACCUGCCGCACGAGCACGCCGCCAUCGCCCGCUCGCUGGCCGCCGCCCGCGCCAAGGGCCACGCGCCGGUCCGCUCCGCCCUGCCCAGGUCCCGCAGCGCGGAGUCGGUGGCGGAGACGCCGAUGGAGGGCUCGCGGCCGGCGCAGCCCGCCGAGCCCGGCACGCUCAACCCCACGCUCCCCGACACGCCCGCGAUCAGCACGAUGACAGAACGUGAAUCUGCUCAUCCACCCGCAGCGCGGAUAGAGGGUGAUCCAACCGACAAGUCGGAUAUAUCCGACAAAUCGGACACACAGUCAGACAUCCAAAUACCUGAUAAGUUAGAUACUGUUGAGGAGGGGGAGCUGAAAGAGCCCAGGGAUAGACUCCUGCCGCAGAGAGCGGGACCUGACGGUGAGGAUAGAAAGGAUGAUGAAGAAGAUGUAGACGGGGAGAAGAGGUCUAUCGCGCAUAGGGACAGCCUAACGACGGGGGCGGCGGGCGAGCGGCGCGGCGAGGCGGGGGGCGGUGCGGGGGGCGGGGCGUGGCGCGCGUCGGCCGAGUGGGUCGCCACGUGGCGCGGCAAGCUGCCGCUGCAGACCAUCAUGCGCCUGCUGCAGGUGCUCGUGCCGCAGGUCGAGAAGAUCUGCAUCGACAAAGGCCUAACAGACGAGUCGGAGAUCCUCCGGUUCCUGCAGCACGGCACGCUGGUGGGGCUGCUGCCGGUGCCGCACCCCAUCCUCAUCCGCAAGUACCAGGCCAACGCCGGCACCGCCGCCUGGUUCCGCACCUACUUGUGGGGGGUUAUUUAUAUACGCAAUGUUGACCCGCCUAUAUGGUACGACACAGACGUCAAGCUAUUCGAAAUACAGCGGGUGUAG